Molecule: messenger RNA, 5775 nt
Organism: Osmerus eperlanus (European smelt)
Lineage: Eukaryota; Metazoa; Chordata; Actinopteri; Osmeriformes; Osmeridae
Product: signal-induced proliferation-associated 1-like protein 2
Exons: 22
Coding region: 412-5631 (1739 amino acids)
Biological process (GO): activation of GTPase activity; regulation of small GTPase mediated signal transduction
Cellular component (GO): cytoplasm
Molecular function (GO): GTPase activator activity; protein binding
Source: RefSeq, a predicted model, not a curated record
GGUGAAUGUUGUUGGAAUACACUACAGUCAGUGAGGCUGACGGAACGAGACGUGAGCUCACAUGGUGCAAAUUUCUGAAGAUGAAAUCGUUUCCAUUUGACACCAAGGAUAAUAACACAUCGUAACAACGUCUACCCGAUCAUUGUUCAGGUGAAAGAUCCAACUCUUCCAGCUGUUGGGGGUCACGCGUGGGCUUGCAGAGGGGAGCAGAAUCGUCCUGGCUCAGGGCUUCUCAGACAGUCGUCGCUCUCAUCCAGACUCCUGUCCAUCCAGGUGUCGGACGCACACAGUGAGAGAUGGUCUUGUGCUGACUUGGCUCGUUGCCUCAUCACUGCCACCCUCCAUGACUGAGUCACACAGUGUAAUGGAGAGGGCUGCACAGUUAGCGCUCCGUGCGGCUGCCUGCAGGAUAUGAGUGUUGUGAGCCCUGACACGGACCACGUGUGGAAGCUGUCUGGUUGCCCGGGAGACGCGUCUGGUUGCCCGGGAGACGAGUCCAGAGCCCUGCAGGCUGACGAGCAGCUGAGCUGCAAGCUGAAAGCCCUGAACGGCAGCAUGGGGCCCCCUGCCCCGGGGAAGCCUGACAGAGGGGGCAACACCAACGGCACCCCAGCCAUGCCCAAGAUGGGGGUGCGAGCCCGGGCAACAGAGUGGCCCCCCAGAGAGAAGGGCUGGGACGGGCGGCCCUCGCCACACUACGAGAGCGUGAUCGCUGCCUUUCAGAACGGCCAGCGGACGGACCAAUCAGGAGAAGCAGCGGAGCAGGGCGACGCCCCUCCUCCAGACUCGGACUCCAAGUACUCCCUGAGUGACCUCCUCAGCCAGUCCCCCCUGCGGGCGCUGCACCCCAUCCGCCAGCGCAGCAACAGUGACGUCACCAUCAGCGACAUCGACUCGGAGGACAUCAUGGACCAGAACGCAGUCAACCCCAACACAGGGGCCUCUCUGCACCGCGAGUACGGGAGCACGUCCUCCAUCGACCGGCAAGGCCUGGCGGCGGACAGCUUCUUCACCAUGCUGAGGGGCUACCGGGUGGAUGGCCUGGACCCCCGCAGCAGCCCCACGCUGGGGUUUCCCGAGCUGCUGCGCUACGACACCGCCCUGUCCCCCAGCCUGCUCACCGCCGCACAGAUCGCCCGCGGCGAGAUCGUCCGCCUGGGGAACUACGACUACGUGGACGCCUCCCUGCUGUACGGCCGCGAGCGCGACAAGAGCUUCAUGAGGCGCCUGCGGUCGGACUCGUCUGAGACCACGUCGCUGUUCAGGAGGCUGCGCAGCAUCAGGAGCGAGAGCGACGCCUUCAGGCUCUCCCUGGAGCAGGACGAGCACCGCACGCUCGGCUUCCAGAAGUGCUUCGCCCACUACGACGUGCAGAGCGUGCUGUUCAACAUCAGCGAGGCGGUGGCCAGCAGGGCCAACCUCAGCCAGAGGAAGAACACCACCACGGGGGCCUCGGCCGCCUCGCAGUACCAGCAGGGCCCCGGGGCCGGGCCUGGGGCUGGAGUUGGGGCCGGUGCUGGGGCAGAGGGAGGCGUGGUGGGGGGAGGGAGCAGUGGAAAUGCCCCCGUGUUUGAGUCUCCCAUGGGCAGCCGGGAGGACCUGAACCCCAAGGAGAACCUGGAUGUGGACGAGGGGGAUGGGAAGAGCAACGACCUGGUCCUGAGCUGCCCCCACUUCAGGAACGAGGUGGGGGGGGAGGGGGAGCGUAGGAUCUCCCUGUCCCGGGCCAACAGCGCCGGCUACAGCGGUGCGGGGGAGAACUGCUCCUUCGAGUCGUCUCUCAGCUCCCACUGCACCAACGCAGGCGUGUCGGUGCUGGAGGUGCCCAGGGAGAACCAGCCCAUCCACAGAGAGAAGGUCAAACGCUACAUCAUCGAGCACAUCGACCUGGGAGCCUACUACUACCACAAGUACUUCUAUGGGAAAGAGCACCAGAACUACUUUGGCGUGGAUGAGAACCUGGGUCCGGUGGCCGUCAGCAUCCGCAGGGAGAAGCUGGACGAGGGGAAAGAUGGGAUGCAGUACAACUACCGGGUCACCUUCAGGACCAGCCAGUUGACGACCCUCCGCGGGGCGAUCCUGGAGGACGCCGUGCCCUCCUCGGCCAGGCACGGCACAGCCCGUGGGCUGCCUCUGAAGGAGGUUCUGGAGUACGUGAUCCCAGAGCUCAACAUCUCCUGCCUGAGGCUGGCCCUCAACUCCCCCAAGGUCCCUGAACAGCUCCUCAAAGUGGACGAGCAGGGGCUGAGUUUCCAGCACAAGGUGGGGGUUCUGUACUGCAGGGCGGGACAGAGCAGUGAGGAGGAGAUGUACAACAACGAGAGUGGCGGCCCGGCGCUGGAGGAGUUCCUGGACCUGCUGGGACAGAGGGUCCGUCUCAAGGGCUUCACCAAGUACCGCGCCCAGCUGGACAACAAGACUGACUCAACAGGAACACACUCUCUCUACACCACCUACAAGGACUAUGAGCUCAUGUUCCAUGUCUCCUCUCUGCUGCCCUACACCCCCAACAACAGGCAGCAGCUCCUGAGGAAGAGACACAUCGGCAACGACAUCGUGACCAUCGUGUUCCAGGAGCCGGGCUCGCUCCCCUUCACCCCCCAGAACAUACGCUCACACUUCCAGCACGUGUUCGUCCUCGUCAAGGUGCACAACCCCUGCACAGAGAACGUCUGCUACAGCGUGGCCGUGUCGCGGUCUAAAGACGUGCCCCCCUUCGGCCCCCCCCUCCCCAAGGGAGUGACCUUCCCCAAGUCGGCUGUGUUCCGGGACUUCCUGCUGGCCAAGGUCAUCAACGGAGAGAACGCCGCCCACAAGUCGGAGAAGUUCCGCGCCAUGGCGACGCGCACGCGGCAGGAGUACCUGAGGGACCUGGCGGAGAACUUUGUGAGCACGGCCACCAUCGACUCUGCGGUGAAGUUCAGCUUCAUAACGCUGGGAGCCAAGAAGAAAGAGAAGACCCGUCCCAGGAGGAACGCUCACCUGCUCAGCGUGGGCGCCGUCACCUGGAGCGUCAGCGCACGCGACUUCGGCCAGUCGGCCGACGUGGACUGCCUGCUGGGCGUCUCCAACGAGUUCAUCGUCCUGAUCGAGGAGGAAUCCAGGAACGUGGUGUUCAACUGCUCCUGCCGCGACGUGAUUGGCUGGACCUCGGGGAUCAUGAGCAUUAAGAUCUUCUACGAGCGUGGGGAGUGUGUCCUGCUGGCAGCCCACGACAGCUGUGGAGACGACGUCAGAGAGAUGGUCCAGAGGCUGGAGAUAGUGACCCGUGGCUGUGAGACGUCAGAGAUGACCCUGCGGAGGAACGCUCUGGGCCAGCUGGGGUUCCACGUCAACUUUGAGGGCGUGGUGGCAGAUGUGGAGCCGUUCGGCUUCGCCUGGAAGGCGGGGCUUCGCCAGGGCAGCCGGCUGGUGGAGAUCUGCAAGGUCGCCGUGGCGACCCUCACCCACGAGCAGAUGAUCGACCUCCUGAGGACGUCCGUCAGCGUGAAGGUGGUCAUCAUCCAGCCACACCAGGACGGCGCCCCCCGCAGGGGCUGCUCUGAGCUCUACCGCAUCCCAAUGGUGGAGUACAAGGUGGACAGCGAGGGGAUGCCCUGCGAGUACAAGACUCCCUUCAGGAGGAACACAACCUGGCACCGUGUCCCCACGCCGGCCGGAGCCGCGCUCCCCCGGGGCUCCCCCACCAUGGGCCCCGAGCGGCCCCAGGCCCAGCAGCUCCUCCAGCAGGCCCAAGCUGCUAUCCCACGAAGCACCUCGUUUGACAGGAAGCUGCCUGACGGAUCGAGGGCUGUGCUGGACAUGGAGAACCCCCAGGUGAGUGUGUGUAACCAGAGCGACCAGCCGUACCGGAGUUCCCCUAGUAACCAGUCGUCCUCCAGUGACCCUGGACCCUGCAGCAGCACAGCCUGGACACAGCAGCACGGAUACGACGGCUGUCCUUCCCCAGUCCUUCAGGAGCGCUCUGGGGAGCUGCAGGGAGAGGGGGACGUGCGGGACAGGGAUACCACGCUGGAGAGGACCCGCUCUGCAGAGGCCAGGUGGCACCUCCCCUCCACCAAGAUCCUCAGCUCCCUGAAGCAGAGGGAGGGGAGCAAGGACUCUCCCAGCAAGCUGUCCAGGACGGGAGAUAAGACCUCCAGCCCCUCCAGCAGCAACACCCUCUCAAGUAAUGCCUCCAGCAGCAGCGACGACAAGCACUUUGGCUCCGGGGACUUGAUGGACCCUGAGCUCUUGGGCCUCACUUACAUCAAGGGAGCAUCCACAGACAGCGGCAUCGACACCAACCCCUGUGGGCCCCCAGGGGCCCGGGUGCUCCAGGGCAGGCUGGUUGAGCAGGCUCUGGUCUGGGGCCCCGAGCACGACGCGGCCUCAGAGGAGGAUCAUGGGAAGGCUUACCUGCCGCAGGGUCUCGCCUCCGCCAUCUUGGCUGGUCAUGUGACCGAGGGCAGCAUUGGAGACCUCAGCGAGAUCUCCUCUCACUCCAGCGGCUCACACCACUCAGGCAGUCCCCUGGCUCGUGGGGCACGCUACUGUACCUCCGCCGACUCCGCCCGCGUCUACACCAUCCCCCAGACCGGCUCAGGGGCGGGGCUAGGCUACUCCGCCCCCCAGACAGGUGCAGGGGCGGGGCUAAGUUCGGAGGCCUGUGGACAGACACAACCCCUGCCUGGUGCCAAGAACUCUGAAGACAUACCCCGUCCUGAAGAGCCUGCCAUGUCAGAGUGUGGGGGAGCAGACAGUUUCUUAGCUUUCCUCCUUAACACGCUGUCUGAGCGCUCCAGGCAGCUUUACGCCCAAGAGGCCUGUCAACGACAGGUGGGGGAGAGGGGGGCCGGGGGCCUCCAGGGGCUGUCCAAGGAGGAGUACCUGAAGAUGAUGCUGCCUGACAGCCCCCCGGGGGACGAGGGCCCCCGCAAGAUGUCAGCGGCAGAGAGCCUGUCACCACGGCGAUCCCUGUACCGUACCCUGUCAGAUGAGAGCGUGUGCAGUACGCGUAAGGGCUCGUCUUACAGCAGCUCCCACAGCUCUGCUCUGGACCAGGCCAGCGACAUCCUGUUCAGCAGCACCCCGCCCUACCACACCACCCUGCCCCCCCGCAGGCCCUACCACACCACCCUGCCCCCCCGCAGGCACCCCGGGGGGGGGCUGAGGAAUGAUCUGUGGUUCUCUGACGGCUCCCUGGCUGAUAGGUGCAAGUCCGGCGACCCGGGGCUCAUGCCCCUGCCAGACCCCACCACCGGGCUGGACUGGUCCCACCUGGUCGAUGCUGCGCGCGCCUUCGAAGACCAGCGUGUGGCCUCCUUCUGCACCAUGACAGAUAUGCAGAGAGCCGAGGCUCUGCAGAUCUCCCAGGAGCUGACCCGCCGUGUGGCCGCCGCAGAGGGAGCAGCUCUGCAGGCAGGAAGCUGUCCUGCCACGCUGACGGGGAAGGUGAACCAGCUGGAGGUUAUCCUGAGACAGCUCCAGUACGACCUCCACAAGGAGAAGGAGGACAAGGCCGUCCUGCAGGUGGAGGUUCAGCACCUGAGGCAGGACAACAUGCGUCUGCAGGUGGAGAGCCAGACGGCAGCCGCGCAGCUCAGGAAGUUCACAGAGUGGUUCUUCCACACCAUCGACAAGAAGCCCUGAGAGCCCCCAUCCCUCCCUGCCCCUCCUGCCCCCAUCCCUCCCUGCCCCUCCUGCCUCCAUCCCUCCCUGCCCCUCCUGCCUCCAUCCCUCCCUGCCCCUCCUGCCUCCAUCCCUCCCUGCCCCUCCUGCCUCCAUCCCUCCCUG